CCAUUCCACUACCAAAUAUUGCAUGCUAGAGAGAGAGAGAGAGAGAGAAGCAGAAAAAGUUGAAAGCAGCAGACUAUAAACAAAUCUCCAUUAUUCACAUACACCGCACACAAUCCUUAUACAUACAUCUAUGUCGAUAUUCUAUAACAUAUACACCUAUUCUCACAAAUCACUGGUUUGAGAGAGAGAGAGACACGGGGGAAAAAAAGACAAACCAAAUCUUCACUUACAGCGUUAGAAAAAGAAAAACAAAAAAAAGAGAAAAUGAUACGAUUUGGUGUUUCUGUUGGGUUGAAACCAUUCACUUUGCACUGGCCAUCACCAUCAUUGUCCACUUGCACAGCUAUUAUCUACUUCAAUUAAGUCUUUUUCCCUCUCUCUCUCUCUCUCUCUACACAUCCACACACACGCACAGGCACACGCUGUGUACUUUGUGUUGAUCUCUCCAUUUCUUCUUUAGUCAAUGCUUUAGUUCCGGAUAUUAAAAGAAGCUAUUUUGCAUCUGGGGUUUUUGCGGGAGUUUUGAAGAAAGCGACUUUUUAGUGUUGUAGAUUUUGACUUUUAGCCUCUGAUUCUGGUGUUUCUUGGUUUUUGUCAUCUGGGUUUCUCGAAAUUGUCUGUGAAUUGAAAAUUUGAGUUUUGAAAAAAUGAUUGUGGAAGAAAUUAGGGGUGAUGCCGAGAAUUUCCCGGCGGGGAUGCGUGUUCUUGCUGUUGAUGAUGACCCAACUUGCUUGAUGUUAUUGGAAACUUUACUCAGAAAAUGCCACUAUAAUGUCACUACAACGAACCAGGCAAGGAUUGCGUUGAAAAUGAUCAGGGAAAACAAAGACAGAUUUGACUUGGUGAUUAGUGAUGUGCACAUGCCGGACAUGGAUGGCUUUAAGCUUCUGGAACUUGUUGGUCUUGAAAUGGAUCUACCCGUUAUCAUGCUGUCGGCGAAUAGUGAUCCCAAGCUUGUAAUGAAAGGGGUUACUCAUGGUGCUUGCGACUAUUUGGUGAAACCUAUUCGGAUUGAAGAGCUGAGGAACAUUUGGCAGCAUGUAAUAAGGAGAAAGAAGUUUGACUCUAAGAACCAGAAUAGAUCGAGCGAUCUAGCCAAAGCUCAUCAGGCAAGUGGAGAAGGUCACGGGUCUCCGUUGGCAGGAAAUACUGAUCAGAAUGCAAAAUUUAAUAGAAAGAGAAAGGAUGAUGAAGAUGAGAUUGAAGAUAAUGAAUAUGAAGACAAUGGGGCACAGAAGAAACCCAGGGUUGUUUGGACUAUAGAGCUGCACAGGAAGUUUGUCACAGCAGUUAAUCAGUUGGGAAUAGAAAAGGCCGUUCCCAAAAGAAUUCUGGACAUGAUGAACGUUGAAGGCCUUAGCCGGGAAAAUGUGGCUAGCCAUCUCCAGAAGUAUAGGCUUUACCUGAAACGAAUCAGUACGGUUGCGACCCAGCAAGCAAACAUGGCUGCUGCACUUGGGGUUAAGGAUUCUGGUUUCAUGCAUAUGGGUUCAUUGGAGGGGUAUGGAGAUUUUCGAACUUUUACUGGAGCAAGACUAGCUAAUGUUGCACUAUCACCUUACACAAGUGGCAUGUUUGGUCGACUAAACAGUCCUGGUAAUGUGAAUAUUCGUAACCUUACACCAUCCUCUCUAGUCCAGCCAAGUCAAGCUCAAAACUUGAGCAACUCCAUCAAUUCACUUGGGAAAAUGAAUCUUGUCCUUCCGACUUCCAAUCAAAGUCCAAGUUUAUUUCAAGGAAUUCAGCCGUCCCUGGAUCUGGAUCCGUUGCAACACCAUAAGGGCACUGCAAAUUUCAAUAGUAUCAACAGCUCGAGAAUGUUCAGAACUGGCAGUACGUUCACAGAUACUGGAGCGGCUCUAGGCAGCUCGAACAACUUGUUACAUAGUCCCAUGAGUAAUCCGCAGAUGCUGCAUGGAAACUCACAACCACCUCUGAGUGGUGGAGGGUUUGUGACUCACUCAGAAACCUUCAAUAAUGGUGUUUCUGAUUCCACCAAUGGGAACUGGCAGAAUAGUAUUGAAGCAUCUAAAAUACACCCAAAUCCUCUCCUUUCUGCUGAGCCUUUUCACAGUCAGUUGCCUCUUAAUGGUUUGAGAGAUCAUACUUCUUCAAAUGGGACUUAUUUACAGAACAAUCCUGUUGGUGUUUCUUCUGGCUUGGCCUUACCACCUUUUGAAGAUUCGAGGGAAAUACAGUGCCAGGUAGGGUCGAUGGGCGAUGUGCAGAAUAUGAAUCAAGUCCCUUCUCAAAGUUGGGCAGAGCAAAUACAGGGUAGCGGAAUCUUGAACCAGAAGACUGGUGGCAGAUCGAGUGGCGGUGCUUCAGCUCUUGUGCAGCAGAAUGGGGAUGGAAGGCUGGCUACAGAAUCCAGAUCAAGGUCUAACGAGGACUUCCUCUUUGUGCAGCCAAAGUUACAGUCGGGAUUUACUCCUCAAGGUUAUGAUUCGCUGGACGAACUGGUUAAAGCUAUGAUCAAGCGGGAACAAGAUGAAACUGUGGCAAAUGGUGAGUUUGUGUUUGAUGAUUACUCGUUUGGAGCAGGUAUAUAACGAAGAUGUAGCACGCGACUCUUCAUGAAGCGCCUGUGCGAAAUAGGAGCUUUCUUCAAGAAUGUAUCUAUAUUUAAAAUUGUCUCAUUUAUGAUUUCUCUGAUCCCUUUUAGCUUGAUUGUAGUUCCUGCUAGUUUUCCACUUGUAAAUCUCCAGUUACAUUGAGCAUUGAGAAACUUCGAUUUUCUUGAGUUUAGAAUUUAUGAAUAAAAGUUUCAGCAUUGGCCAAA
This is a messenger RNA of Salvia miltiorrhiza (redroot sage), 2782 nucleotides long. Its product is annotated as two-component response regulator ARR12-like. NCBI's taxonomy places the organism in Eukaryota, Viridiplantae, Streptophyta, Magnoliopsida, Lamiales, Lamiaceae. Bases 648 to 2552 code for a protein of 634 amino acids. Gene Ontology annotation, molecular function: DNA binding; DNA-binding transcription factor activity. The transcript is spliced from 6 exons. The record is from RefSeq and is a predicted model, not a curated record. Gene Ontology annotation, biological process: phosphorelay signal transduction system; cytokinin-activated signaling pathway.